UAAAAUAAGAUAGACUCUAAAUAGUAUUACAGUUAAAUAUCAUGUUUGGUAGCGUUGGAUAUUGUUACACCGAAUUGGUUAAUAAACAUGUAAAUAAGCGUGUUUCUUAUCACUUGGAAUCUCCGAUAAGAGUCACUCAUUGCAAGAGUUACUUAGAAGAAAGAGGAAUAUUGCAAAAGUGCAUAUAUAUCCCAUAUAGUCCAAUAUCUGAAGCUUUACUUCUAAAGGUUCAUGACCAAAGUUAUUUAGAUAUAUUAAAAAGUUUCACUGAUGAUCAAAAGAGUUUUGUCUUUGAAAAUGAAAGUACGGUGGAUUAUAGAUAUACUUACGUUUGUAAGGACACAUAUGAUGCUAGCUUGACUGCUGCGUCCUGUUUAGUUACUCUUUCGGAUCAAGUUUUAGCUGGAAAGGUCAAACAUGGUAUUGCUUUAUGUCGACCACCGAAUCACCAUGCAGAAAAGAAUUUAGCUACUGGGUUCUGUUUUUUAAAUGGUAUAGCUAUGAUGGCUGAGAAUGCUCUUGCUAAAGGUAGACAGAGAAUUUUAAUUUUAGACUGGGACAUUCAUCAUGGAAAUGGGAUACAAAAACACUUUUAUAGGAGAAAUGACGUUUUAUAUAUAUCUUUUCAUAGAUAUGAUCAUGGGGAAUAUUAUCCAGGCUUAAAAAUUGGCAAUUUUGAUGCAAUAGGAGAAGGCAGAGGGAAACAUUUCAAUAUCAACAUUGCUUGGAAUGAUGAAAAGAUGACCAACGGAGAUUAUAAAUACGGUUUUGACCAGAUAGUCGAACCUGUGAUGAAUCAAUAUCAACCAGAUUUAGUUAUUAUUGCUUCAGGUUUUGAUGCUAUGGAAAAUGACCCUUUAGGAGAGUAUCAUCUUACACCAUCAAUUUACAGCUACAUGAUUAAUAAAAUAAAAGAUAUAGGGAAAACUAAUAUACUAAUAUCUCUGGAGGGCGGUUAUUCAAAGGAUAACAUAGCUGCAGGAAUGGCAGCCUGUAUAGAAAGCCUUCAGGAUAAUGUUCUUCCAGAUACCAACUGGAAUGAACCUAAUGCAAAAUGCCUACAAACUAUUAAUCAAGUAAAAAGAGCUCAUAAUGAAUAUUGGAAUUUUUAA
Messenger RNA from Dimorphilus gyrociliatus, 1112 nucleotides. The record is from the annotation of a GenBank genome assembly. NCBI's taxonomy places the organism in Eukaryota, Metazoa, Annelida, Polychaeta, Dinophilidae.